AUGUCGUUAGAUACGCAAUUGGAAGCUGCAACUUCUGAAUAUCAAAGGCUUCAAAAAGAACUUUCAGACGCUAUUGAAGCUAGACAACGUCUGGAUUCUCAAUUUCAAGAAAAUGAAGUUGUUCAAAAGGAAUUUAAAUUGCUAAAAGAUGAUGCGAAUAUUUUUAAGUUAAUUGGACCUGUAUUAGUAAAACAGGAUAAAAGUGAAGCUACAACAAAUGUUAAUAAACGAUUAGAUUACAUUAGAUCAGAAAUCAAACGUGUCGAAACACAACUUGCGGAUUUGAGCGAAAAAUCAGAGAAAAAGAAAUUUGAAGUAUGUCGUUAA
Funneliformis mosseae is the source of this 327-nucleotide messenger RNA. NCBI's taxonomy places the organism in Eukaryota, Fungi, Glomeromycota, Glomeromycetes, Glomerales, Glomeraceae. The record is from the annotation of a GenBank genome assembly.